Messenger RNA from Gossypium raimondii (Peruvian cotton), 2713 nucleotides. Its product is annotated as transcription factor BHLH42. Gene Ontology annotation, molecular function: protein dimerization activity. The transcript is spliced from 8 exons. Lineage: Eukaryota; Viridiplantae; Streptophyta; Magnoliopsida; Malvales; Malvaceae. Bases 412 to 2394 code for a protein of 660 amino acids. The record is from RefSeq and is a predicted model, not a curated record.
CUAACGAUCCUUCAAAUUCCUUUUAUAUAUACAUUUUGUUAUUUUUAAAAUCUCUGUCUCGUUAGAAAGUAUGGGGUAUAUGUGUUGGGCAACUAAAACAAAUCUCUCCUCAAAGUCAUCUAGUAUCUUUUGAAUUUGUCUGUGUCUGAUCUCUCACCUGUUGCUCUUUUUUCUUCUGCUACCCUUCCUCGGGCUCCUCUUGUCUACCCUUCUUUUCCUUUUCCUUUUUGCUCCUUUUUAAGGGGUUUUGGGGUUUGGGUAAAGGGUUUUUUGUGAUUUUCAGCUGCAGAUAUCAUGAUAUAUAGGAUGAUUUUAUGAUUCUGCUUCUUUCUGUUUCUUCACUAGUAUAUAAUAUCCCAUUUUUUUUCUUCUCAUUUUCUGACAUUAAUAUCCAGCUCAAAUUUGGAGUGAAUGGCUGUGCCGCCUAGUAACAGGCUUCGGAAUAUGUUGCAGGCGGCGGUGCAAUCAGUUCAAUGGACCUACAGCCUUUUCUGGCAAAUUUGUCCCCAACAAGGGAUCUUAGUAUGGUCAGACGGAUACUACAAUGGAGCAAUCAAGACACGAAAGACACUGCAACCAAUGGAGGUCAGUGCGGAAGAGGCGGCUUUGCAAAGGAGCCAACAACUUAGAGAGCUCUACGACUCAUUAUCCGCCGGAGAGUCGAACCAGACAGUCCGGCGACCAUCUGCAGCGUUGUCACCGGAGGACUUAACCGAGUCCGAAUGGUUCUAUUUGAUGUGCGUCUCCUUCUCUUUUCCUCCUGGAGUAGGGUUGCCUGGAAAGGCAUAUGCAAGGAGGCAGCAUGUAUGGCUUACGGGUGCAAGUGAGGUUGAUAGUAAAAUUUUCUCAAGAGCUAUUCUUGCUAAGAGUGCUCGUAUACAGACUGUGCUUUGCAUUGCUGUCCACGAUGGUGUUGUUGAACUUGGCACUACGGAAAAGCUCCAAGAGGAUCUAGAGUUAGUCCAACAUGUCAAAACCUUCUUCACAGAUGAUAUAAUUCGUAACCCCAAACCGGCUCUCUCCGAACACUCCACUUCGAACCCCGCCGAUUACACUCGCUUCCACUCUCCUGCACUUCCUCCUACGUACGCAGCUGCAAACCCUAACCUAGACGGCAAUGAAGAAGAAGAAGAAGAAGAAGAAGAAGAAGAAGAAGAAGAGGAAGAGGAAGAAGGACCUGAAUCAGACUGUGCCGAAACGGAUCGAAAUAGCCGCCGAAUGGUGAGAGUAGCAGCUGAGCCAAGCGAGUUAAUGAUGCAGUUGGAAAUGUCGGAAGACAUGAGGCUAGGGUCACCAGACGACGCAUCAAAUAACUUAGACACAGAUAUUCACAUGGCAGGCGUAAGUCAAGCAGAGAAGCAGCGGCGAGCCGAGUCGUUUAAAGCCGAGUUGUGUAGGAGGUGGGAAAUGGUACAGGAGGAGGAGGCAGCAAACAGUGGGCUUGAGUCACGUUAUUCAGGGCUACUGCCGAUGGAUGGACUAGCACAAGAAAACACCCACUAUUCUCAGACCGUCUCCGCCAUCCUCCAAGGCCAACCAACCCGUUGGGCCGACUCAUUGCCAACCUACUCAACGGAAUCAGCGUUUUCCAAGUGGACAAUCCGUUCAGACCACCACCAGCUCCCAGUGGCCCUCGAAGGAGCGUCCUCCCAGUGGCUCCUCAAGUACAUUCUAUUUAGUGUUCCGCUCCUCCACAGCAAAUACCGCGACGAGAACUCACCCAAGGCACGUGACGCCGAUGCCGCCGCCAGGUUCCGCAAGGGGACCCCGCAGGAGGAGCUCAGCGCCAACCAUGUACUAGCAGAGAGGAGGCGACGGGAAAAGCUCAACGAACGGUUCAUCAUAUUAAGAUCCUUGGUUCCAUUCGUUACCAAAAUGGAUAAAGCUUCCAUACUCGGGGACACCAUCGAGUACGUCAAACAGUUACGUAAAAAGAUACAAGAACUGGAAACACGAAACAAGGAAAUAGAAGCCCAUAACGAACGGCCAAGAUCAGCAGAUUCGCUGCAGAGAAGUGGGGUAACGGUGUCGGAGAGGGCACGAUCAUUGGGUCCAGAACCAGGGCGGGAGAAAAGGAAGAUGAGGAUAGUGACAGAGAGUAGAGGUGAAGCUAGGCCAAAGAAGACGCAGCCCGAAACGGCGUUGGAGGUGUCGAUAAUAGAAAAUGACGCGUUGUUGGAGUUGCAAUGCGAGUAUAGGGAAGGGUUGUUGGUUGAUAUAAUGCGGAUGCUGAGGGAACAGCUUCGAAUUGAGAUAACGACGGUUCAGUCUUCUUUGAAUAAUGGAGUGUUAGCAGCUGAGUUGAGAGCCAAGGUGAAGGAUAAUGUAAACGGAAAGAAAGUAAGCAUAACGGAGGUGAAGUGGGCCAUAAAUCAAAUGAUACCUUCAUUCUAAUCCACAUACUUUAUCUCCAUCUUAAAAUUAUUUACAAACAGGAGUACAAAUUUUCCCAGGAAUGGGGAAGGAUAUUAUGAGGUUGAACUGCAGUAAUUCCUUAUAACUGUAAAUUUUAACAGAAAAUAAAAUGAAAUGUUGCCAGAAACAAACCUGUUCAUGUACAUUGUUUAAAAUCUCCUCUCAUCUUCAAGGGGGAUGAGCUAAUCUCAUUCAAGUUCAGUGUGCAUUGUACGGGGUGAAUCCCAAAACACUAGAGGGAUUACAAAAAUUGUUGUGUGUAUGUGCCAUUGCCAUAGGCUAUAUGUUUAGCAUUCAA